Messenger RNA from Aspergillus candidus, 1658 nucleotides. RefSeq names its product microfibrillar-associated 1 family protein. Lineage: Eukaryota; Fungi; Ascomycota; Eurotiomycetes; Eurotiales; Aspergillaceae. Gene Ontology annotation, cellular component: U2-type spliceosomal complex. The transcript has a single exon. Gene Ontology annotation, biological process: mRNA splicing, via spliceosome. Gene Ontology annotation, molecular function: RNA binding. The coding region runs from base 108 to 1622 and encodes 504 amino acids. The record is from RefSeq and is a predicted model, not a curated record.
AUUACCACUCCUGCAACAGUCCACCUCUACCCAACAAAGGGUGCAAGUGAAACCGAAAAUACACCAAUGACACAAUAAUCGAGCGACUCACUUUUUAAAUCAUCGACAUGCCACCCCCCCUCCCCUCCCACCACCGCGGCAUGACCGCAAACCCGCUCAAACCCUCCCGCUACCGACCCGGAAAAGCCGUUGCUGAGGAGCCUUCCUCGGACGAAGACGAAGAAGAUGAGGGUCAGGAGGAAGAGAAAAGGGAAGAACAAGAGCGACUUCGUCGAUUGAAGCUACAGCAGCAGCAGCGACAGCGCGGCGCGGCGCCCAAGGCGAGUUCGUUCCCUGCUGGUGCUGCCGCUGCGGGGAAAAUCACGAAGGGUGUGAAAGAUGUGAGGAUUGAGGCGCGGGAGGAGGAUGAGGAUGAGGAGGGGUUUGUUACGGAGGAGGAGGAAGAUGAAGAUGAAGAGGCAGUAGGGAAGGAUAGUCGCGUUGCUGGCGAUGCGGCUGUUGCUUCUGGGGCUGCGCCUGCUACAGGUUCGGACGAUAAGGCUGGAAAGCAGGAGGGGGGAGAAAGUGAGGAAGAAGAAGAGGAAAGCGAAGAAGAGAGCUCCGAAGAAGAAAGCAGCUCCGAAGAAGAAGCCCCGCGCCGAGUCCUCCUCCGACCGACAUUCAUCCGCAAAGACAAGCGCACCAACACCACCACCAACAAUGCCGAAACCCGAACGCAAGACAAAGCGACAGCCGACUCGCACGCCGAAUCCGAAGCGCGCCGCGCCCAACGGCAAGAAAAGGCCGACACGCUCGUCCGCGAGCAGCUCGAGAAAGAAGCGAUAGCGCGCAGCGCGGCGAACCGCGCAUGGGACGACGACGAAGUCGAAGCUGCGGAGGAGAGCGCCCUAGACGACAAAGACGGGGUGGACCCCGAGGCGGAGUACGCGGCGUGGAAGCUGCGGGAGCUGAAGCGGAUCAAGCGGUCUCGGGAGGCGAUCGAGCAGUCGGAGAAGGAGCGGGAGGAGGUCGAGCGACGGCGCAAUCUGACGGCCGAGGAGCGCGAUCGCGAAGACCGCGAGUUCCUGGCGCGGCAGCAGGAGGAUAAGGAGGCGACGAGGGGCGAGGGAGGCUACAUGCAGCGGUACUUCCACAAGGGGGCGUUCCACCGCGAGGGGCUCGAGCAGAAGGGCCUGGAUAAGCGGGCCUUGGUGGGUGCGCGGUUCGUGGACGAUGUCUCGCGCGAAACGCUCCCGGAGUAUAUGCAGAUUCGGGAUAUGACGAAGUUGGGGAAGAAGGGCCGCACACGCUAUAAGGAUCUGCGGUCGGAGGAUACGGGGCAGUUUGGGAAUGGGUUCGAAAGGCGGCGGCGGCGUGACGGCGCUCCGGUGGGCGUGACGGAUGAGAGGUUCAUGCCUGACAGUGACCGGAGGGGUGACGGGGGGCCCAUGAAGCCGACGGGUGCCAACGCGGGCCCCGUCCAGAGACGGAGGUCUCGAUCUCGGUCACCUCGCAGGGACAGACAUGGAGACGGAGACCGCCCGACAGAUCGAUAUCGACCGGAGGCUGGCGAUCGCAGGAAACGGAGUCCGUCGCCGUAUGAUCGGGAGAAACGGAGACGGACCAGCGUGUCGCCGCGAUGAAGCAUCUAUACUGUGUAAUAUCAGGGCGGAGCAUAC